AUGGAUAAUACAAAUGGAUAUGAUCAAUUAUUGAACACAUUGAAUACAACAAUUAAUUAUUUGUGUAAUUUAUUGCAUCAAAUGUCAUCAGCUGAAAUACAUUAUGCCUAUAAAUUAUUCAAUCAUUUGUGUGAGUAUACAAUUGAAUUACUGGUGAAUAAAUUAAUUUCAAAUCAAGCUGAAUAUAUUCAUCCUAAUGAAGUGAAUAAACAAAUAUUGAAUUUUGUACAAUUGAAACAUUCAACAAAUUGUGAUUUAUUAUUUAAUGAGACAAAGCUGACAAAUACCAAUACGAAUGAGUAUAACUUGAACCAUCAAUUCGAAGAAAUGAUUUGCAACCAAACUGAUAGAACAGAUUCUUCCAAUUGUAAUCCAAUUGAUUUAAGUCAAAAGGUUCACUCACCCAAUCACCUUGAUAUGUCUAAAAAAUCAAUCAACAAGUGUUCUAUUAAUCGGGGUGAUUUACUUCAGAAAAAUCACCACACAUCUGAAACGAUGAAUAACAGUCAGUUGUUGAAAAGCCAUUCUGAGGAGGAAAAAUCGAAUGAUGUUAUUGAUCUUACCAGUGGAACUAAGAAACUACCAACAUCAAAAGCGACAACAUACACCAGUUCCAAUUUAAUCAAUGCAGAUCAAUUAUUAUUAUUACAUGAAGAGAAGAAAAACACAAAAGAUUCUCACAGACCAAUGGAUCCCAAGUGUACGAAUGAUGCGCGUCAAGUUACUCUGAGAUCUCAAAAUCAGUCGAUGAAGGAAGUUCAGAAUCCAGCCAAAAUGCAUAUGCCAAAAACAGCAGCUGUAAACUCUAUACAAUUCAAACUGAUACCAGUUGACAGGGCAGGAAUUCCCCUGAAAACUCCUGGCCUAAUUCAUAAUAAUAAAAAUAAUACUCAUAAGUUGUAUAUAUCAAGUCCAUUUCCGAUUGGCAGUAAUAUCAGUAGUAUAUAUUUAAUGCCUAAAAAUAUGACAUCAUUUAUAAAUGCUUCAAAUAAUGUAUCUCCUAUACAACAGACAUUAAAUUUACUACAUCAAAAUAGAAGAGAUGAUAAUGACGGCGAUGCUUAUGUUGAUGCUGAUGAUAAAGAUCACUUCAAUGGAGGAAUACACCAGCAUCAUCAGCAUUAUAAUAAAGAAGACAAUGACAUCGGGAUGAAAGAUGAAAUCAAUAAUGGAUCCCAGCAGAACGGAGAAAAGGAAAGAUGUUCAACUUGCAAAUUAAGCUUUAAACAUCCAAUAGACUUUGUUAAACAUAUUCAGAUGGUUCAUGUUGGAUUACAAUUUCGGAAUAGAGUAACUUUUUCAAAGUACCCAGAGAAUAGAACAUUCAGGACAUCAUCAAUUAAAAGACGUUUUCCCGCUGAACAUCUGAGACCCUCUAAAAGCAAACUCCAUCAUGCUGACAAUGAUAAUGAUAAUGACAAUGAUAAUAAUAAGGAAGGUGUUAGUGAAAGUGACUUCAAUAAUCAUGAUAAUAAGGAUGUCAGCAAUGAAGGCAAUGAUAAAGUCAACGCAGAUGAUGACUUUGGUGGUGGUGGUGGUGCUGGUGGUGACGAUGUCGUCGGUGAUGACGACGGCGACAACAACGAUGAUGGCGACGAUGAUGAUGAUGAUGACGGCGACGAGGAUAUGAAGGAAGAAGACAAUGAUGAGUAUAUCCCAGUGAAAUCAACAUUAUGUAAUACUAGACAAAGACCAUAUGAAUUUAGACGGAUGAAGAAAUCGGAAUCACUGACUGGUUGA
Molecule: messenger RNA, 1740 nt
Organism: Trichobilharzia szidati
Lineage: Eukaryota; Metazoa; Platyhelminthes; Trematoda; Strigeidida; Schistosomatidae
Source: the annotation of a GenBank genome assembly